This is a messenger RNA of Sorghum bicolor (sorghum), 1426 nucleotides long. RefSeq lists its product as uncharacterized. Bases 1 to 1185 code for a protein of 394 amino acids. The transcript has 8 exons. The record is from RefSeq and is a predicted model, not a curated record. Lineage: Eukaryota; Viridiplantae; Streptophyta; Magnoliopsida; Poales; Poaceae.
AUGCUGAUCCAUUCUCGUACCCGCAAGGACGGUUUCUACAGCGGCGUGGAUCAUCGAGCCGCCGCCUCACAAGACCCUCGCCCUCCUGCGGCGUCCGUCCUCUGGCUGCCCUUCCAUCUGUGCGCCUCCUGCCGCAGCAGUCCACGGCUUCCCUACACCUCCUCCUACCGUCAUCUCCUCCUGACGCGGAUCGUGGAGCCGCCGCCUCACCAGCCCUUCCUGCGACGGCCGUCCUCGCCGCCCCUCCGACCGUGGGCAGUCCAUACUGCUUCCCUGCACCAGCCCAGAGGAGCCCUUCUCUACUCGUACUGCAGUGGCCUCCCCAUCGUUGUCCACCUGUGCCCUUUGGGUAGAAUAGUCCGUGAUUCUAACAUUACUCCAAUUAGAGUGAAGAAAUGGACUGAUAUAAGUCCAGCAGCUCAAAAACAUAUUUUUGAUGCAAUUAAGGACAAGUUUGAAAAUGCAAAUCCGGAUAUUGAAAUUGAUGUAUACAAAGCUGAGAUCAUGGAGCACACUAGAGAUCUAUGGAAUAAUUGGCGUGGAGACUUGAAUCGGCAAUUUGUUAAGCCAGCAAGGAAUAUGCAGCAAGCUAUUAAGAAUUGCCCUAAAGGGAUUAAACAACCUGAUUGGGAGUGGCUUGUCAAGGAACAUUUCUACAGCAAGGAUUUCAUAGAUAGGAGCAAGAGAAACUCCAAAAAUAGAUCCAACUUGAAAAUUCUUCAUCACAGUGGUAGCAAACCAUACAGACAGAUCAUAUGGGACAAUGGUGGCAAGGAAAACAAUCCUCCGACUUUGGAUAAAUUAUUUUCUCUCACUCAUAUGAAGGAUGGCACCUUUGUGGAUUCUGAAACCUCUACCAAGCACGCAGAGAUUGAGGUGGAAAGGCUAUUGAACCCUACCCUUUCUAACGUGGAACUUAUGGACAAGUGCUUUGAAUCUAAUAGGCGUGACCAUGUUGUUGGUUAUGGUGGUGGAAUAAGAGCAAGAGACAUACGGAGUCCGACUGUUACCAAAGCUGAACUAAUAGAAAAACUUACACAGUCUGAACAGGAAAAGAAAGAACUUCAAGAAGAUAAUCAAACACUUCACGAGGAAAAUCGGAUGAUUACUAGUCGUGUUAGCCGAAUGGAAGAAGAAUGGGCAGAAUUAAAGAGCACUAUGAGUGCUAGUUUAACUCGUGGAUAAAGAGUGAUUAUUUGGAGCAAGAUGAAGAGCAUCGUUUCUAGCAUGAUCUCACAGUUGUUCAUCAGAAGGCAUUUGAUGGGUGGAUCCCUUCAAGCAUAGCUUAGUACUACCUUAUGUUAGCCACUAUUAGUUUCAUGAUUUCAAUUGUGUUUUCUCCUUGGUCACAUGAACUAUCCAGGACCAUUGUGAAGUUGAAUUUGUGAAAUGUUGAAAAUUAAUUCAUUUAUUGCCUAUUGUGUGA